Molecule: messenger RNA, 2596 nt
Organism: Talaromyces proteolyticus
Lineage: Eukaryota; Fungi; Ascomycota; Eurotiomycetes; Eurotiales; Trichocomaceae
Product: fungal-specific transcription factor domain-containing protein
Exons: 5
Coding region: 1-2553 (850 amino acids)
Biological process (GO): DNA-templated transcription; regulation of DNA-templated transcription
Molecular function (GO): DNA binding; DNA-binding transcription factor activity, RNA polymerase II-specific; zinc ion binding
Source: RefSeq, a predicted model, not a curated record
AUGAAUGGAAUGAACUUCAAUGGAUGGUCAAUGCAACCAGCUGGCUACACACUUCCAUUUCAAGAAAUCGAGUUGUGUAGUCCUCCUUCAGCUACCGAUGACCAAAUUUCCCCUCAGAAAGAGACCCAAGCCAAGAAUUCGAAAAAGAUGGCAAUCCCUAGGCUCCCCGAAGGCUCAGAAGCAUCGUUAAGCUCCAUUGGACGUUUUCAUCGUCGCCAUGUUCGUCGAGCAUGCGAGUCAUGCCGUCAGAGAAAGACAAAAUGCACUGGAGAUAAGUCUGGCUGUAGAAACUGCAGGGAAGCUGGCAUAAUCUGCUGUUAUACAGAUGGCAAGAGAGAGAAAUCGAAACGGCAACUUGCAACUCUAUCCGCCAAAGUCCAGACUUAUGAAGAGGUAAUACGGAAGAUGAGUUCACGAUUUGGAGUUUCGGACGAACAGUUAAUGAGUAAUGCUAUGAUUUGCGAUUCUCACCAUUCUGUGCUUGGGGAACAAUCUGAGAUGGCUUCUGCAUUCUCAAGAGGUCGUUCCCUAUUUAACAGUGAUAAUCCAGAGCGAAAAUCUAGAUCCCCAUCUCCAUUGUCUCUUGCCGGAACUGAUCGGGUUGAGGAGGAUUUCAAUAGAGAUGACUCAUCUCGUGCUACUGGAUAUAUUGGCAAUAGCUCAGAAGUAUCCUGGCUACAGAAUCUGCGCAAGAAAGUCAAUGGAGAUUCCCAAGAGACAGGGCAGUCCUCUCCUCCCGCAACGCCUGGUGCAAAAGACGACACUCUCGUUUCUUCGAGUAAUUUCUAUGAAGAUACUAGUGAUGUCGUUAUUACCGAGGAUGUGCAGUCCCACGCAAUGCCCGGUCAAAAAAUCGCAGAAUUACUUCUUCGGGCCUAUUUCAAAUCGGUGCAUCCGUCAUUUCCAAUUAUCGGAAUGUCAACUUUCAUAUCCCAGUAUCAGCUAUUCUUCAGCCAUCCAAACAUCAAGCCUGGAAACAAGUGGCUAGCUAUUCUGAACCUUAUAUUUGGCAUUGCUGCGGUGUACGCUCAUUUAAUAUCUGCAGAUUGGAAAUCGGAUCUAGAAGAUCAUUCGAUUUACUUUUCAAGGGCCAGAGCUCUAAGUAUGCCAGAUUCAUUUCUGGAUCAUCCCGAUUUGCAACAAUUGCAAAUUGGAGGAUUGACAUCUUUCUACCUUCUAACGACUGGCCAGAUAAACCGAUCGUGGAAGAUGUCUGGCAUUGCGGUUCGUAGUGCCAUAGCUCUAGGGCUGCACCUUCGAAAUGUUGAUAUCAAGACAUCAGACACUUCGAAAGAAAUUCGAUAUCGAGUGUGGUGGGCUCUAUACACCAUGGACCAUGUAUUAAACGUGAUCACGGGUCGACCAUCAUGUAUCAUUGAUGGGGCUUGCACGACACCCAUUCCGAUUCCCUACGACGAGAGUGACUUUCCAAAACAAGAGGCUGCCCAGAUGCUGAGCAAUCAUUCCAGAAAAGGAAUAUGGGUUCAUGAGUGGAACUCAGCCUCUUCAAACUUACCAAGUCCGUCCCAAGCUGAGGAUUCUUCUACCGACGGCACUGGAACCAAGCCCGAUAAGACUAUGGUUGACUGGUUAAAAUCUCUACCAUCAAGCAUGUCACUAUACUUCUUCCAUUUAGCCACACUCACAUCGAUAGGGAAACGCGCCAAUAUGAAACUGUAUAGCGCAGAAGCCGUGCAAGCACCAUGGCCAAGCCUAGAGUUUACUAUUCAAAGUCUCACCCUCGAAACCAAUGCCUGGCUAUCACACCUACCGGAGUCUUAUGAUUUCAACCUCCUGUGCACCACCCAAACCAUGGUCACUCAGAAGACAAGUCUUGCAUUUUCAUACUACAGCACGAGAAUAUCGAUCACUCGGCCCUGUCUAUGCCGGCUUGAAAAGCAAUGUCAGGCGGACGGGACAUAUGAAUUCUGUUUCAAGGCAGCAGCAGACUGCAUUGAAGCAGCCACCCAGAUAAUCAGUCUACUACCUGAUAAUCUCGAUGCUUCCUUGUUGCACAAAAUAUCGCCGUGGUGGUCCUUGCUUCAUUAUAUCAUGCAAGCCACCACAGUGCUACUAUUGGAGCUCUCGUUUCGGGUUGAACAUGUACCUGAAAAGGCAGGAGAAAUUUCACAGGCUACAAAAAAGUCAGUAAAAUGGCUGCACAAGUUGUCCUGUUGUAGUACUCCGGCUCAUCGAGCUUGGAAGCUCUGUGAUGAAUUCCUUCGCGGUCUAGCACAGCCUCUGAAUCUCGAUAUCAGUGAUCUCCCGGGAGAUGAUAUAUUGAUUGACCCGGUAGAUAAUUUUGCUUCUGUACUAGAAAGUUCUCUAUUGGACCAACAAAUUCCAACACCGAUGCCAUACUUAGAGCCAGAAGCUUUCGACUUUCUUGACAAGCAGCAAACACAUAGCCAGUCGCAGUCCUUCAUGCCAAAGGACGGUCUUGACGAUUAUUUACCUUAUGAUCCAAAUACCGGACAAAUUACGGGGUCAUUCUUUCCAACGAACAACAUCGAUCUGGAUUUAUCAUAUGUGUUGGACAGUUCUGUUUACUAAUUCAAACAUUCUUUCUAUUGGGAUUUAUAUUUAGCAAAGGCGG